Danio aesculapii is the source of this 1388-nucleotide messenger RNA. RefSeq names its product gastrula zinc finger protein XlCGF57.1-like. Bases 1 to 1161 code for a protein of 386 amino acids. NCBI's taxonomy places the organism in Eukaryota, Metazoa, Chordata, Actinopteri, Cypriniformes, Danionidae. The record is from RefSeq and is a predicted model, not a curated record. The transcript is spliced from 2 exons.
AUGUUUUCUGGCAAACAGAAGCUUUCAUGUUCGUUCAGAAUUGAAGAAAAUGUGGUGAGUAAAGAGGAGGAACAUCAUAUCAAAGUUGAAGAAAAAAAUCAUUUACAGACUUACGGUAUUUUAAAAACGAGAGACAAGAGUCAUUUCACCUGCAGUCACUGUGGAAAGAGUUGUAGAGGAAAAGGCAAUCUUAAGAUUCACAUGAGGAUCCACACUGGAGAGAAACCAUUGACAUGCACUCAGUGUGGGAAGAUUUUCAGACAUAAAUCAACCCUUAUUAAACACAAGAAAAUCCACACUGGAGAGAAACCAUUCACAUGCACUCAGUGUGGAAAAUGUUUCAGCCAGUCAUCACAAUUUAAUCAACACAAGAGAAUCCACACCGGAGAGAAACCAUUUACAUGCACUCAGUGUGGGACAAGGUUCAGUCGAUCUUCAAACCUUAAACUACACAUGAAGAUCCACACUGGAGAGAAACCAUUCACCUGCACUCAGUGUGGGAAGAGUUUCAGACAAUUAUCAAGACUUAAUAAACACAAGAAAGUUCACACUGGAGAGAAACCAUUCACUUGCACUGAGUGUGGGAAGAGUUUCAUCUUCUCAUCAAGUCUUAAUAAACACAAGAAAAUCCAUACUGGAGAAAAACCAUUCACUUGCACCCAGUGUGGGAAGAGUUUCAGCGUCUCAUCAAACCUUAAUAGACACAUGAAGAUCCACACUGGAGAGAAACCAUUCACAUGUUCUCAGUGUGGGAGGAGUUUCAGCAUCUCGUCAAACCUUCAUCAACAUAUGAAAGUCCACACUGGAGAGAAACCAUUUACAUGUUCUCAGUGUGGGAAGAGCUUUAGCCAGUUAUCACAACUUAAUCAACACAUGAUCAUCCACACAGGAGAAAAACCAUUCACAUGUUCUCAGUGUGGGAAAAGCUUCAGCCAAUCUUCACACCUUAAACUACACAUUAAUGUCCACACUGGAGAGAGACCAUACACAUGCACUCAAUGUGGGAAGAGUUUCAGCCAACCAUCCAACCUUAAUCAACACCUAAGGAUCCACACUGGAGAGAAACCAUACACAUGUUCUCAGUGUGGGAAGAGUUUCAGCCAUUCAUCAUCGAUUAAUCAACACAUGAAGAUCCACACUGGAGUAGGCAUGGGACGAUAACCGUUUUCAAGGUAUGCCGCAGUUUGGAAAAGUCAAGGUUUUAAAACCACCAAAAUUUUCUGCUAUACCAUUCCUAUUGUGUUGACCUUAUUCUUGAACGUGGAAGUGUGCUCGUUUUUGCGAUUGUUUAGAACUUCCGAUUCAGCUGCCUAUGGGAGAAAUGACUAGGAAUAAUAAAUGUCAGAAAUCAGUCAAACUACUUGCUCUACAUACAAGGGUUUGCAUGA